Molecule: messenger RNA, 6029 nt
Organism: Oldenlandia corymbosa var. corymbosa
Lineage: Eukaryota; Viridiplantae; Streptophyta; Magnoliopsida; Gentianales; Rubiaceae
Source: the annotation of a GenBank genome assembly
GAGUUAUCAAAAUUUUCCACUUUUAUCUCUUUUCUCUCUCUGUCUCACUCUUUUUCCGAAGCGACGCAUCAUUUAGCAAGAAAAUAGAAAAAGAAAUAAAUCUGACUCAUAAAUUGCUUCUCUCUCUCUCUCUCUCCUGCAGAGAAAAACACUAUUAACAGCUAACAUGGAUGGAUGCACACAGUCACACAGUCACUCAAUUCCGAUACGCAUCGCUAUAGUACUACUCUUCCUACUAUAAAUACUCUUAUUAAAAAAAAAAAAUUCAUUUCAGAAUUUCUUUAAUACUAUUUGGUCUCCUCUCUUUCUGUGUUGUUGUUAGUAGUGAAUCUCAAUCAAUCAACGCGUGGCUCUUCCGAAGCCUCCGAUCUUUACUCUGAAACAAAGGGGGCACGGAGAAAGAGAAGAGAAGAGAGAGAGAGAGUGUGUGUGUGUGUGUGAGUGUGUGUGAUUAUUCUCACAGAGGGAGAAGAACGCCCAAUUUACGUAAAAAGGAGGGAAGAAAAAAUUAGAAAAGCAAAAAAGAUGGAUGGUGGUUCAAGAUUUACAAAACCCUAAUCUAUCAAAGUCUUAUCCAUUUCAUUUCCCCCCCUCUUCCUUGGACCUUCUUCGUCGUCGUCCUCCUCGUCUCCCUGUUCAGUUGGACAUUGAAGCGAGAAGAGCCUUUUGCACUGUGCUUGUUACGAAGUUUUACCUGGCCAUGGUUGGUAAUUUAUGCUUCUUGGAGAUUUAAAUUCAAGGCUGGUUUUCAAGGAUAUUCAUGGUGUAAACAUGUUGCUGGAAGAGUGUUAUGAUGAGAGAAUAUCUUAAUUUGGGCAUUGAGGUGGUUUUUAAGUGAGCUCUUCUAGCUUCAGAGGAGUUUUAUUUGUAGGUGACCACUGGUUUGUACUGUUCAUAAUUUUUGCCAGUUGGUCUGGUUGCAGUUCUGUCGGAUCUAUAGAUUUUUCCUUGAUUCACAUUUUGUGCAAAGAUAAAGGACGGAUAUGAUGCUCAAAUUUCUGAUGAUCUAUAAUUAAGUGGCUGCGGUUAUCAGACACGUUUCUUGUUUAGUUGAUCAGACAACUGGGAUUCAUCUUGCCAAGAAUUGCAUUUCUGAUCCCUAGUUCAAUACCCUUUUCUCCUUCUCCACCAAUGUGUUUCUGCAGUUAAGAAUUGGGACAUUAGGAUUUGGGAGCUCUGUUUAUUUUGUUUGAAUCACUAUCAUGGAGGCCGAGGCAUUGUCUGAAAACCGCCGGCCAAACACUGGUCAGCAUCUGUUUCCAGCUGUUGUCCCAGUACUUUUUGUUGCAAUGGGCUAUGUUGAUCCUGGGAAGUGGGCUGCAGUCGUUGACGGUGGUGCCCGCUUUGGUUUUGAUCUGGUGUUGCCAGUUUUUAUCUUCUGUUUAGCUGCCAUUCUGUGCCAGUACCUAUCAGCACGCGUAGCUGUAGUUACUGGUAGAGAUCUUGCGCAGAUUUGCAGUGAGGAAUAUGACAAGAUAACUUGCAUUCUUUUAGGAGUUCAAGCUGAGGUUUCAAUGAUUUCCUUGGACCUGAUGAUGGUUUUGGGAACAGCUCAUGGGCUCAAUGUUCUAUUUGGGAUUGACCUUUUCGCUGGUGUCUUUCUGUCAGCAUUUAAUGCCUUCCUGUUUCCCCUUCUGGCAACAGUCAUUGAGGAUAGCAAAGCCAAGUUUGUGUCUGUUUCCUUCUCAAUAGGUAUUUUACUUUUCUAUGUUCUCGGAGUAUUCAUAAGUCAACCAGGAAAUACACUCUCUGCGGGAUGGACCGCGACUAGAUUAAGUGGUGAAACUGCCUUUGCUUUGAUGAGUCUCCUGGGAGCAAACAUUAUGCCUCACAAUUUUUACCUGCAUUCAGCUGUUGUCCAGCAGGAUCAGAGGGCAGCAGGUGCUCCCAAGGAAGCUUUGUGUCAUGGCCAUCUUUUCGCCACAGUAUGCGUGUUCAGUGGCAUUUUUCUGGUGAAUUAUGUGCUUAUGAGCUCAGCAGCUAAUGUGUUCUACAAUUCUGGCCUUGCUUUACUUACAUUUCAGGAUGCACUAUCCUUGAUGGAUCAGGUAUUCAAGAGUUCGAUUGCCCCACUGUCUUUAAUACUGCUUAUGUUCCUUUCUAGUCAAGUGACAGCAUUGACCUGGAACCUUGCUGGACAAGUAGUUGUGCAUGAUUUGUUUAAAGUGGAUAUUCCUGGAUGGCUUCAUCAUUUCACCAUCAGAAUCAUUGCAAUCAUUCCAGCACUUUACUGCGUGUGGAGUUCAGGAGCUGAGGGAAUCUACCAGAUGCUGAUAUUCUCACAGGUGGUAGUGGCUCUCAUGCUUCCAUCUUCGGUUAUUCCUCUCUUCCGAGUAGCCUCCUCAAGGCCAAUAAUGGGUGUGUAUAAAGUCUCUCAGUUCAUAGAAUUUUUAGCUCUGAUCACCUCUAUUGGCAUGCUGUUGCUUAAGAUUAUGUUUUUCAUUGAACUGGUAUUUGGUAGUAGUGAUUGGGUGAGCAAUUUGAGGUGGAACAUUGGAAGUGGUGUGCCUAUAGCUUAUGUAAUUUUGAUUGUUGCUGCUUCUGUCUCCUUCUUUUUGAUGCUUUGGUUGUUAGCCACUCCUUUAAAAUCUGCUACUGCCAGAAUGGAUUCACAGAUAAUGGAUUGGGAUAUCCAUAGUCCUUUGCCCAAUUCACUGAUGGAGGUAGAGCAGAAUGGGCCGUGUGCUUCUGAAUAUCUGUUAGCAAAACCUACAAAUGAGAAAGAUCUGCCAGUCACUUUUGAGAAUUCCCUUGGGAGCCAUCCAGAUUUAUUCACCUCAAGUCCUAAUCUUAACUUGCCUGAUACGCUUUUUGAUUCUGAGAAUGCUAUUCAUCCAAGAAGUGCUGAGGAUAACAAAUCAGAUAUUAUAUUGUCAACUGCCACACGCGCCCAAGAACCACCCGUUGUUGAGGCUGAUAUAAGUUUGGUGAAAUCUAGCCAUUUUGAAGUUUCUGAUUGUGAAAAGAAGAAUGUUAGUCCGUUGGAAACCGAAACAAGAGAACCAGAAGAAAAGACACUGAGAAUUGAGGGAGAAAUUGAAAGUGUGAAGGAUGAUGGAGAUUCUUGGGAGUCUGAAGAACCUAUCCGAGAAGUUUCUGAACCUAACCAGUCCUUGUCAUCUGAGGGUCCUGGAUCAUUUAGAAGUUUGAGUGGGAAAAGUGACGAUGUUGGUAGUGGUACGGGGAGCCUCUCAAGGUUAGCAGGGCUAGGUCGUGCAGCUAGGCGCCAGUUCGCAGCUAUUCUUGAUGAAUUCUGGGGGCAGAUGUUUGAUUUCCAUGGACAAGCCACUCAAGAUGCAAAGGCUAAGAAGGUGGAUGUUUUACUGGGUUUAGAAGUCAAAAUGGAUUCAAAGACGACUUCACCAUCAGCUAAGAUUGACAGCAGCAGCCCCAGGCAAGAUCUUACUGGAUAUUAUCCAUCUCUCAGCAUGCAGGGAUCUGAUUCAUUAUUAAGUUCAGGUUUAUACAGUUCGCCAAGACAACAGAUUGGACAAGGCAUGAUCGAGUCUUCUUUUGGGGUCCAGAGGGGUUCAUCUCCUUUGUUGUCAUCUCACGCUCAACUCUUGGAUGCAUAUGUUCGAAGUUCCAGUCGCAAUACUUUUGACGCUGGAGAGAGACGGUAUUCUAGCAUGCAUAUUCCUGCAUCUUCAGAAUGUUAUGACCAACAGCCAGCUACUGUACAAGGCUAUGAGCUUGCCUCAUAUUUUAAUCGGGUAUCGAAAGAUAGAAGUUCUGGCUUCUCAAGUGUUCAAAAUGAGUUACCUCCACCAAAAUCUCUAUCCUCAGUUUCUUCACAUUUUAGAGAUUCAGCAUCUCGUCCUUUAGUCAAAAAAGCCCAGAAUGGAAUGAGUAUUUUGACUCCUCCUGGUUUUCACAAUGUAUCCAGGAAUAAUUCAUUACAAUCAGAACGAUCAAGUUAUGGUGUUUCGUCUCCAAAACCUACUGAAAACUUUAAUAAUUCUGCUACUGAAAAAAAGUUUUACAGUAUGCCUGACAUUUCUGGUCUGCGGAUCCCCUAUCGAGAUUCUGGAUUGCCGGAUAAAAGUGUGAAGUGGGACAGUUCUGUGAAAUAUGGGCAGUCAAUUGGAUAUUCUGCCUUAGAUAGGAACUCUCUUACUCCCAUGUCAAGGCCAGAAGUUCCUCCGGGAUUUGGUGCACCUUCAUCAAAGGUGCGUAGAGAUGCUUUCUCAUUGCAAAUGAGUUCAGGUUCAAGCACUGGUUCCCUCUGGUCCCGCCAGCCUUAUGAGCAGUUUGGUGUUGCUGAUAAAACCAAUGCUGACGGUGAACAGAAAGAAGUUCCAUAUGCACACGAAACUCCAUCAGCAGUUGAUUUGGAAAUAAAGAUUCUUCAGUCAUUCAGAAAUUGCAUUAUGAAACUUCUGAAGCUUGAGGGAUCUGAUUGGUUGUUUACUCAGAAUGACGGGGUUGAUGAAGAUCUUAUUGAUCGUGUAGCUGCGAGAGAAAAGUUCCUAUACGAAGCUGAAACUGUGCAGAUGAACUGGCGAAAUAAUGCUGGUGAAGCUCAUUUUUCUUCCGAGAGGAAGUCUGGUUCUGCAGUGAUUAGUGAUGAGUCUGAUCCUACAAAGUUGAUGGUGACAUCAGUUCCUCAUUGUGGAGAGGGUUGUGUUUACAAAGUAGAUCUUAUUAUAAGCUUCGGUGUUUGGUGCAUCCAUAGGAUACUUGUGCUUUCACUUAUGGAAAGCAGGCCAGAGCUUUGGGGCAAAUACACCUAUGUACUUAAUCGUCUCCAGGGGAUCAUUGAUUUGGCAUUUUUCAGACCUCGUAACCCAUCAACUCCUUGUUUUUGCCUUCAACUAACAUCUGGGUGGCAGCAGAAAAUGAGUCCACCUAUUUCAAAUGGAAGCUUGCCCCCACAAUCCAAACAGAGCAAGGGGAAGUGUACAACUGCCACAUCACUUUUGGAGAUAGUGAAAGAUGUUGAAACUGCCAUUUCUUGCCGGAAGGGCCGAACAGGAACUGCCGCGGGUGAUGUUGCUUUUCCUAAAGGGAAAGAGAAUUUGGCAUCUGUCCUUAAGCGAUACAAACGCCGGUUAUCAAAUAAGCCAAUAGGAUCUCAGGAUGGUGGCUCAGGAUCACGCAAGGGUUCAUCUCUACACCAUGGCUUAUAACCGAUGUUUCCUGUUCAUAGCAGCUUGCUGUCUAAUUGCUGGGUUGCUUAAAACUAAAUAGCACAGGUGUGCUGUUGCUGUGAACGCUUUUUUGGUGACCCCCUCACUUCCCUGAGGUUGGCAUUACAUCUUUGAUGCGGUGUGACAAUUGUCGUGCGAGUCAGGUAUACAUAGGGUAAAAUGCAUUAGAAGUGUAUUUUACUGCAAUGAAGGAAAGGACAGAGAAGAAGGUGGGAGGUGAAUGGAGUACGAAUGCAAGUCCGACUUAAUCAACUUGGAACAAUAAGAUCACUUUCUAUUGUAAUUGUAGUUUGAAUCUGCGGAUGGAUGGGUGGGGGUUGUCUGGAAGUUUGUGUUCUUUCUUCUAUCCCCUUGGAGCAGGAAGUGAGUCGGCUGUGGUACUUGUUGGUACUGAGCAGGAAUUGUAAAUAUUUUUGAAGUUCAAACCUCUUUGAAACACAUUUCAGAAGUAGUUUUACCAUAGUUUUCACUUAGGAAAAGGUGUCAGUAGAGGAUGCUUAUACACAUGGCUUCUUAAUUUCCUGGUUGCACCCGGGCUUAUUAUGCGUUAGAGGUGCGUUGUAUACGGUAUGAUCUGGUUCUCUCUUGUAUAAUGUUAUGGGUGCGACGUGGAUUUUCAUUAUUAUUAGUCCAGCCUCAGUUCAUUUCCCCCUUAAAGUUUUUUUUUUUUUCAUAGGAAGGAAGCUGUUAGCUUAAAUACCCUUAAUUCAUAUCCCCCUUAAUCUAACAACUUUGCAAUCACCCUGCACCUUCAGGCCCGACCCAGCCCAGAAAGAACAAAGAAUGGGCUAUUUCUAGCUUUCGAUGAGAUUUACUUGUUGAUGAAUCUUUUUUUUCCUUUUCUCAGGGAUGGAGAGUUUUUUUUUUUGGAAAUGGUAG